Molecule: messenger RNA, 645 nt
Organism: Salvia miltiorrhiza (redroot sage)
Lineage: Eukaryota; Viridiplantae; Streptophyta; Magnoliopsida; Lamiales; Lamiaceae
Exons: 2
Coding region: 44-352 (102 amino acids)
Source: RefSeq, a predicted model, not a curated record
UUAUGAUGGCUUGUAUAAAGCUCUCGAGAAGGUGAUAGAAGACAUGGCUUUUAUCGAAAAGGAGGCCAAGCAAAUUCAACUGAGAGUUGGAGUCCAACAUCAGCUGCACACAAACUCAACACCUUCGGAUUCCUCGAGAUCUUCUUCGAUCCCGCAGCAGAGUAUCAUGGUGGGUGCUGGUGAUGUCAAGCUUCAAAUGAUGGAUAUGCUCACUUCUGAUCGCCUUCAUCUACAGAUCAUUCCCAUUGUAGGGAUGGGCGGCUCUGUCCGAGAUGAAAAUGGUGUCAAUAUAAUGUGUGGGAUAAGCUACUAUGUGGUGUGGUGUUCGAAGGAAAGCUGGAGCUUGGGAUGAUGAAUUGGAAUAUUUAGAAAGACAAUGAGUUUCGAAGACGGGGAAGCAGCUUAUGUAUACAUAGACUGUUGGUGACAACAAUUGUCUAUCAUAUAUGGAGAUAAAGGAAUGAACGAAGAUUUAAUGGCAAGGCUUCCCAUGCAGAUAGUAUAGUUAGACAAUGUCAGUUGAUGAUGGUGGUGAAAGGAGAGUUGAACCCUAAAGUUCAUAAAAUGUUUGUGAACUAGCGUUUGUUUCUAUGUUUUCUUGUUGUAAGUGGUGGUUUGACAUGCUUUUGGUAAAUAAUAUUUCCC